AUGGACGCUGAAAAGAAUAAUAAUUACGCUUCAAAUAUAUCUGCACCAAUGCUGAACAAUGAAAUUAUUGGAGAACUAAGCUCAUUAACCGAUGGUAUUAACUCGUUACCCCGAUAUAGAGAAGAAAGGCGGCAAAUGUUAGCUGAUCGAGAGCUUCAGAUGCUUAAAGAAAUCGAGGAUGUAAAAAAGAAUUAUACGCCAGAAAUGUUUGUAGACCAAACUCCAGACCAUUUCAGUAGUUCAGAUGUAACACUAACGAAAGCGGUUAAAGCCGAGUUUGGCGAAAUGUGUGUUGGUGCUAUAAGCGUUAAAAGUGCUAAAACAUAG
Messenger RNA from Enterobius vermicularis (human pinworm), 327 nucleotides. The record is from the annotation of a GenBank genome assembly. Lineage: Eukaryota; Metazoa; Nematoda; Chromadorea; Rhabditida; Oxyuridae.